AUGAGUGUCAUCGAGCGCAUACUGUACCAUACCAUUCCUAUCCGGUGUGUUUCCACAGUUGGUGACGAUAUUGGGCUCCACCAGAUGGGCCGGAUUUCUGAUCUGCUCGCCCCCACUGAGUGCCAAGAGCUGCAUCAGGUCUUGACCAACCCAGAGGAGAACAUCCUGGAGGAAGUAGACAGGAUGUCCAAACAAAACAGCAACCUCGACAUUAAUGAGAAACGGAAGAAGCGAUCCAUCACUACCCCUGCAGAGUGUACGAGGAUCAUGAAGGAGUGGCUGGCCUCUGUUGGAAACAGCAUGUAUUACGACAGACUCGCCAGAGCAUUGCGGAAGAUCGGGAGGUCGGAUGUCUCAAGAGAGAUGGGGAAGAACAUCAACCAAGACAAGUCCCUGGGGAUGAAGAAGUAUGUGGAGGACUUCCAGAAGGGGGUGAAAGCCAUGCAGUCUUCCAUGAUAGCACCUGACUCGCACAAGUCCGCAGACAAGCUCCGUAGGGAAAGAGAAUUGCUGGAGACGAACUGGGCUGACUUGGAGCUGAUCAUUGAGAGGCAGCAGCUGCCUCCGUACCCCAGGAAGCUCUUUGAUGGGAUUCGACCCCUGAUUUACGGGAUCUUCUAUGGCUUUUCUGGGGCGUUUCUUAUCGGCGGGAUUGCUAUCUUCUUCUCCAUUAGGAUCACAGAACAAGACUUUGAGGAACUGUUAAUGCGCUCAGCCUCCAGGAAGAAGCCCUGUCGUUCCCAGAGGCUGCAUCACCCAGCCGAGCUUCCAUCCUCUUCUGAUGAGGACAAGAGUGAAGACCACGAGAGAGAGCCCCCGAAGGGCAGGAAACCUGCAAAGAGAUUCCGAGACUACUUCCCUGCCUUCAACCUCGGCAAAACAAAUACUGGAAAGAAUAAAGUCUAAAGUUCAGGGGGUUUGGUGUUGACGUGACUCUGUGAAUGAAUGGUCGCCUUAGUAAAUACUGUGGUGAGAUGAUUGUUUUCAUAUGCUAUGCAGAGACACAGUGGCGAUACGAAUUUUGACUUUUCCCUUUUGUUAUGUGCUGUAAGCCUAGAAAGAAGCCUAGAAACAGCACACAUGCAGUGAAUUUAAUGUAAAUACAAGUUUAAUUAUA
Molecule: messenger RNA, 1117 nt
Organism: Acipenser ruthenus (sterlet)
Lineage: Eukaryota; Metazoa; Chordata; Actinopteri; Acipenseriformes; Acipenseridae
Product: transmembrane and death domain protein 1-like
Exons: 5
Coding region: 1-906 (301 amino acids)
Biological process (GO): signal transduction
Molecular function (GO): protein binding
Source: RefSeq, a predicted model, not a curated record